UGGAGUGCAAAUGAGAACGCGCAAUCGUGGCGGUUUUAGUGAAUGGUCAAUGCCGUUUACAUACACUACAGUUCCAGCCAAAGUUUCAAAUAUUGGGUUGGGAAUUGUAGAAGACCAGAUUACUUGCUCAUGGGAUGGAUCUUUGAAUGCCGAUAACUAUAAAGUAAUCUUGCAUGAAUACAAACUAAACGGUGAAUGGGAAAAACUAGAAGAACAGGAAACCUCUGGAUGUAGCCAUUCUUUCGAGACAGAAGCUGGGUAUGGAAUCUUAUAUGCAUGUAAAGUGAUCCCAUGCAAUACAACCGGUGAAGGAGAGACGGCUUGGUCUAACACUGAACUAUCUCCUCUUCUACCUCCGGAAAAUCUGACGUUUGAGUUUAAAGAUGAUGGAAUUCAAUUCUCUUGGAAAAAUUCAAUCGGAAUGUCAUCAGCAAAAGUUCAACUCACAGAUUUCGAGAAAUUUAGCGAAACAAAUAUUACAAAGCAGAGUUCAUGGAGUUUUUUCAAACUUUAUAAUGGAACCUCCUAUAAAUUCAAAGUUUGGGCGGGAAAUGGCGACCAUCUCAGCAACCAAUAUGCAUACCUAACUUUUGCAACAGCUCCAAAUGAUGUCAUUGUCAAGAGAAAUGAAGAGAAUCCAGAGACAAGCUUGGACGUUGAAGUUGUCACAAGACAUGAUGGCCCAUUUACUUUGAUCAUUAAUGGCGAUGAAUUUAUGAGGAUUAGGAGCCGGCAUUACGUAAUUGAAGAUCGUCAACCUGCCACAAAAUAUGAGAUUGGUGCUCAAUCUAUCUUUGACACAAACAAAAAGACAUCAGUUACAUUUGGGAAACCAGUAACAACACUUCCAGCAAAAGUAUCUGGAGUUACUUGCCUUCCUAUUGAAGACACAUCUGGCAUGACCUUGAAAUGGGACAAUUGUGGUAAUCCGAAUAUCAACUAUAAAAUAAGUUGGUCAAAAGAUUAUAUCCCUUGUCAUCCCAUUACUUGUGAAAAUGCUGAACACAAGUUUGUUGAUCUCAAGCCGGGAACUUAUGAAUUCAAGGUUUCUGCUGGAGGCGCUGACUCUGAUCCCUACGUAGUUAUUGUGCCAGAAACUCCUAAAAUCAAUGUUGAGAUUCUCACAAGCAAAUUGAUGCACGUCACCUGUGAUAAUGUAGACCAUGCCGACGAAUACAUUUAUAAGAUACUCUCAGACAAUUUGGAUACACUGAAAAUUCUGGAAAGCAAAAAACCUGAAUUGUGGAUUGAUGAACAUAAUUUCCAAUUUCAAGUUGGUACCGAAUAUCUACUUGCUGUCCAAGCUUGUUGUCACGACGAUAAUAAACAAAACCAUAUGAGCCUUCCUUCGAAAAGAUGGUUGUAUACAGGAUUGGAAAAACCUAUGGAUUUAAAUGUCAAGCUUGACAAUGUCACACCAACGAGCAAAGCGGAAUGCACAUGGAACAAAUCACCUGGAAUGCUGAAAGCAAAGAUACAAGUUCUGGAUUCCCAGGAAAAUGUCAUCAAAGACUCGGAGACUCCAGACUUGAAAUUAAACCUCUCAAGUCUCAAGCCUAACCAAACGUAUGAAGUAAAAAUUUGGCCUGGUGAUGGAAAAAUGUUCUUUGCUGAUAAUUGUGCAAGUUUAAAAUUUGAGACGGCUCCCAAUCAACCAGACAAGGUGACUUGCACUCAGAACAAACAGGACAGAACCCAUUCUAUCGAUGUUACAAUUUAUUCUGAUUAUUCUGGGCCUUUCAUCGUCCAUGUGUUGGACUCUCGCCGGAAUAUAGCUAAAGAACCGAUAGAAACCAAUGACAAAAGCAUGACUGUAACCAACUUACAGGCUGGUGGGUCAUAUUUUAUCUAUGUCCAAUGUAAGUUUGGGGAUUAUCUUACGGCUAUGACACAUGGUAUGUAUUGCAAAUAAACGUUUGCUCUUUUGUACUCCUGAGAAAUGAAUCUAGUUUCUCUUGAACAUCUACCAAGAUGGCAGACACCGGAAUGUAGUAUGUGUACCCAGUUAGGGUCAGGCCUUAAUUUUAUUUUAAUUUUUCUUAUUUUAGUUCUAUUUCGAGAUCAGGGACUAGCCAAGUGACUCCCGUAGUAUUUGUAUCUAAAAUUAUGGCCUGACCCUAACCUGGUACACAUACUACGUUCCGGUGUCCGCCAUCUUGAUACGCAUACUUCAGCAGCGCCUUACAAUUAUAUGAUUGAGCUGUUUAUAAUAUAAUUAAUCAUAACUUUCCUUGAUACCCAAUUCAAGGAAGAGUUUUUUCAAUUUCAUAGUUGGAGCCCGUGAAGAGGUUGGCAAAUAUUUAUGGAGCCUCAUAAUAAAUUUAUAAAAAUGAAAAUUUUCUAUUGGAACUAGAUAAUGCCAUAUUCGAAUUACCUGCCUUGUUGCAAUAUUCCCACAGUUGUCAAAUUUUAAUAAUGUCAUUAUUGCCUCUUUGGACUGUUACAAAAUUACCCAAGUCAGUAUUUUGAUAAGUAAACGAAUAGCUCGUGGAGUCGCUAUGUUUUCUCAGGGAGCCCUGAGGUUUCAUGAUCUGUUUUUAUUAAAUAUGUGCCACAGUUAUUAGCUUCUCAUAUAUCAUUAUGGAACAAGUUCUGUAGUAAUUUUUA
Molecule: messenger RNA, 2607 nt
Organism: Styela clava
Lineage: Eukaryota; Metazoa; Chordata; Ascidiacea; Stolidobranchia; Styelidae
Source: RefSeq, a predicted model, not a curated record